AUGUCAUAUCAAGAUCCUUAUCAAGGAAUGUCUCAACAAUAUAUUGGACAACAAUAUUAUCCUCAAUAUUAUCCUCAACAAAAUCAAUUUGAUGAACAAGAUCAAUUUCAAAUGGAAAAUAAUAAUGGAAAUUAUGAUCAUCAAUAUAAUCAUAAUGGAGGUUUAAAUAAUCAACAUUUACAAACAAUUGAUCAAAAUCAAUAUCAACCAGAUUUAAAUUUUCAAAAUUUUGCUUCAUAUAAUAAUGGAAUUGAUGCUCCUGCAAUUGGUACAACAAUUAGUGGAGAAUUUUAUACAGAAGAUGGAAAUUUUUCAACAAAUAAUUUACAAAAUGGUAUUUAUACAAAUUUAUCAACAAAUGAUUAUGAUAGUAACUUAUUAUCCCAACAAGAUUUAUAUCAACAACAACAACAACUUCAUCAACCUCAUUUACAACAUCAACAACAAUAUCAACAGCAAUCACAACAACAACAACCACAUCCAUUAGCUCAUGGAACCAAUUCUGCAGCUCCUUCAAGAACUGUUUAUUUAGGUAAUAUUCCAUCAGAUGUUGAACCAAAUGAAUUAUUAGAUUAUGUUCGUUCAGGUAUAUUAGAAAAUGUUAAAAUUAUUCCAUCAAAAAAUUGUGCAUUUAUAUCAUUUAUUGAUCAUCAAUCUGCAUUAUUAUUUCAUAGUGAUUGUAUAUUAAAAAAAUUAAACAUAAAGGGGAAUGAUAUAAGAAUUGGUUGGGGUAAAAACACACAAAUAUUACCUGCAGUAUUAGAAGCUAUUCAAAGAGAUGGAGCAACAAGAAAUGUUUAUUUAGGUAAUUUAAAUAAUCCAAUUACAGGUGAAACAAUAACUGAAGAAGAAUUAAAAGAUGAUUUAUCAUGUUAUGGUAUAAUUGAUUCAAUAAAAAUUAUUCAAGAAAAAGGAAUUGCUUUCAUUCAUUUUUUAAGUAUAUUAAGUGCAAUAAGAUGUGUUGCAAAUUUACCAUUAAAAGAAAAAUAUUUAGAUAAAAAAUGUUUUUAUGGUAAAGAUAGAUGUGCAUUUAUAACAAAAACUCAACAACAUAAUGCUGCUCAAUAUUUAGGUUUAGCUCCAGGAAUGGAACAUAUAGUAACUGCAGCUGAUCGUGAAUUUAUAUCAUCAGCAUUAGUACAACAAUCAGCAGCUGCUGCACAAAUUGCAACUCAAGCAGGUGGUGCAAAUAAUUUAGGUAAUCGUACUGUUUAUUUAGGAAAUUUACAUCAAGAAUCAUCAGUUGAAGAAAUUUGUAAUGUUGUUAGAGGAGGAUUAUUACAAAGUAUUAGAUUUUUAAAAGAAAGACAUGUAUGUUUUAUAACAUUUAUUGAUCCAAUAGCAGCAGCACAAUUUUUUGCAAUGUGUCAAUUACAUGGAUUAACAAUACAUAAUAGAAGAAUUAAAGUUGGAUGGGGAAAACAUUCAGGACCAUUAAGUAAUGCAUUAUCAUUAGCUGUAUCAAAUGGAGCAUCAAGAAAUAUUUAUAUUGGAAAUUUAAAUAAUUUUAAUUUAUAUAAUCCUCAAAAAUUAAGAGAUGAUUUUUCAAAAUUUGGAGAUAUUGAACAAAUAAAUUAUUUAGAAGAAAAAAAUUGUGCAUUUAUAAAUUUUGUUAAUAUUGCAAAUGCUAUAAAAGCAAUAGAUGGUAUAAAAUCUUUUCAAGAUUAUAAAAAUUUAAAAAUUAAUUUUGGAAAAGAUAGAUGUGGAAAUUUACCAAGACAAUUUCAAAAUCAAAAUAAUCAACAACAAAAUCAUCAGAAUCAAAAUCAACAACAUCAAAAUCAGCAAAAUAUAAAUUUAAAUAAUGGAACUUCAGUUGGUGGACCAUUGGGUAUAUUAGAAAAUCAAUUAGACCACCAGAAUAAUACUCCAACACAAGAUUUAAUUAAUGAUAAUAAUUCAAGAACUUCAAAUUCUUUUAGUGAUUUAGGAGAAUUUAAAGAAGAUACUCCUCAAUCUAUUUCAAUAAAUAAUAAUUUAGAUGGAUUUGAAAUUCAAACUAAUUCUCCAAUUAAUGAUAUAGAAUUUUAA
Lodderomyces pseudojiufengensis is the source of this 2031-nucleotide messenger RNA. RefSeq lists its product as uncharacterized. The record is from RefSeq and is a predicted model, not a curated record. The transcript has a single exon. NCBI's taxonomy places the organism in Eukaryota, Fungi, Ascomycota, Pichiomycetes, Serinales, Debaryomycetaceae. Gene Ontology annotation, molecular function: mRNA binding. Bases 1 to 2031 code for a protein of 676 amino acids. Gene Ontology annotation, biological process: mRNA splicing, via spliceosome. Gene Ontology annotation, cellular component: cytoplasmic stress granule.